AGACAACAUUCCAGCAGAGGCAAUGAAAGCAGAUGUGGAAGCAACUGCGAAAAUAUUUCACAUCCUCUUCAAGAAGAUUUGGGAUGAGGAACAAGUACCAUCAGAUUGGAAAGAAGGAUACCUCAUCAAAAUACCAAAGAAAGGCGAUCUCAGCAAGUGUGAGAACUACAGAGGCAUCACUCUUCUUUCAAUACCAGGCAAAGUCUUCAACAGGGUAUUGUUAAACAGAAUGAAGGACUUCGUAGACGCCCAACUUCGAGAUCAACAGGCCGGAUUUCGUAAGGAUCGAUCAUGUACUGACCAAAUUGCUACAUUACGGAUC
Schistosoma turkestanicum is the source of this 322-nucleotide messenger RNA. Lineage: Eukaryota; Metazoa; Platyhelminthes; Trematoda; Strigeidida; Schistosomatidae. The record is from the annotation of a GenBank genome assembly.